CAGAGCGGCCGUUACAGCUAUGGCGCCGCUCACCGUCAAGGCCUACCUUCUGGGGAAGGAAGAAGCGGCCCGCGAGAUUCGCCGCUUCAGCUUCUGCGCCAGCGCCGAGCCCGAGCCCGAGGCCGAGGCCGCAGCGGGGCCCGGGCCCUGCGAGCGCCUGCUGAGCCGGGUGGCCGCCGUGUUCCCGGGGCUGCGGCCCGCAGGCUUCCAGGCGUACUACCGUGAUGAGGAUGGAGACUUGGUUGCCUUUUCCAGUGACGAGGAGCUGACAAUGGCAUUGACCUAUGUGAAGGAUGACAUCUUCCGUAUUUACAUCAAAGAGAAGAAGGAGUGCCGGCGGGAGCACCGCCCCAUGUGUGCUCAAGAGGUGCCUACCAGCUUGGUGCAUCCCAAUGUGAUCUGUGAUGGCUGCAAUGGCCCUGUAGUGGGGACCCGCUACAUGUGCAGUGUCUGCCCGAACUAUGAUCUGUGUGCUGCCUGUGAGGGCAAGGGCAUGCACAGCGAGCACACCAAGUUUGCCUCCUUCAGCCCCAUGAUGCACACUGAGGGUGUGGCUCAUAGCCGCUGGCUCCGGAAGCUGAAACAUGGGCACUUCGGGUGGCCAGGCUGGGAAAUGGGCCCACCAGGCAACUGGAGCCCACGUCCUCCUCGGGCAGGGGAUGCCCGCCCCAGCCCCAAUGAAACAGCUGCUGGUCCGUCAGAGGAUCCAAGUGUUAACUUUCUGAAGAACGUAGGGGAAAGUGUGGCAGCUGCGCUCAGCCCCCUGGGCAUUGAAGUUGAUAUUGAUGUGGAACACGGAGGGAAACGAAGCCGCCUGACAACAGUCUCUGCAGACAGUGCUAGCACAGAGAAGUGCAACUCACAGCCAAGCAGCUGCUCCUCCGAGCCCAGCAAACCUGAAGGCAGUGUGGAGAGCGGGACGCAGUCUCUGGCAGAGCAGAUGCAGAAGAUCGCCUUGGAGCCAGUAGGACAACCUGAGGCAAGCCUGCUCUCCCAGGCCCUGGGAGGGACAGAACAGAUGGAGUCCGAUAACUGUUCAGGAGGAGAUGACGACUGGACUCAUUUGUCUUCAAAAGAAGUGGAUCCAUCUACGGGUGAGCUCCAGUCUCUGCAGAUGCCAGAAUCAGAAGGGCCAAGCUCUCUGAACCCUUCUCAGGAUGGCCCCACAGGGCUAAAGGAAGCGGCACUGUACCCACAUCUGCCACCAGAAGCGGACCCUCGGCUGAUUGAGUCGCUCUCCCAGAUGCUGUCCAUGGGUUUCUGUGAUGAAGGUGGAUGGCUCACCAGGCUCCUGCAGACCAAGAAUUAUGACAUCGGAGCUGCUCUGGACACCAUCCAGUAUUCGAAGCACCCACCGCCCUUGUGACAAUGUUGCUCACCUCAUCUGUACCCCUCAUUUGUCUCAAUAGUUCUGUUAAGGUAGAGUAGAGCAGCAAGUUCUUGGAAAGGUCAAUUUCUAUGCAUUCUUCCAGAAUCUGGGGGUGGGAUGCAUGAGUCAUUUAGGACAGUAGCAGCAGCAAUAUGAGGGGGCUGUUCAAAGUUUGUGUCUGUUUGAGGACUUAGCUGUUGUUGAUUUUGAGCUUGUUCUUGUCCCUCUGCCCCUGGGGUCCUACCAGCAGUCAAGAAUAUAGCCUGCCUAACGACCUUCAGCUUUUUCUUAAGUGACUGACAGUAUGCUGACAUUUAGUAGUUCAUCGUUAGAAACCUGAUACAUUCUAAUUUCAUCAGGAAGCAAGAGGAGAGCAGUCCCAAAGCAGGUCUGGGGACGGAAUGGGGUGAGGACAGGACAGCCUGGUGCCUUGCCUUUGGUGCUUGCGGACUAAAGUAGGGCUGCUGAGAGCUGGUUGAAGGGGUAAAUCUGAGAGGUUGGUUUUCAUGGAAUGCUUCCUCAUCCCUAACCAUGACCACUCUCCUUGUGUCUGUUGCUUCUGAAGUAUGAUCAUCCCUUUGUAGCCAUGUUUGUAAGCAACUUAAAAUUAAUAUGCUGUUAAGUAAUCACACAUGUUGUCCUCUGGAAUAAAAAAUGGUCUGUUUCA
This is a messenger RNA of Echinops telfairi (small Madagascar hedgehog), 2036 nucleotides long. RefSeq names its product sequestosome 1 (gene SQSTM1). Gene Ontology annotation, molecular function: protein kinase C binding; zinc ion binding; K63-linked polyubiquitin modification-dependent protein binding. Gene Ontology annotation, biological process: mitophagy; aggrephagy; endosome organization. Lineage: Eukaryota; Metazoa; Chordata; Mammalia; Afrosoricida; Tenrecidae. The record is from RefSeq and is a predicted model, not a curated record. Gene Ontology annotation, cellular component: amphisome; aggresome. Bases 20 to 1366 code for a protein of 448 amino acids. The transcript is spliced from 8 exons.